CCCAUUACGUAAUUCCACUAAACAUCUUUCUUUUCGUUCAUUCAUUCUUUCCUUCCCUCUCUAUAUAUUCCUUUCCAUCUUCAGUGUUCAAUCUAUGUCUCUCAGCCUCUUGAGAUUUAAAUAGAGUGACUGAGAGAGAGAGAAAUAGUAAUAAUAUAAUAUAAUAACAAGUAUCGAGUUCAGUCUUCAGAUUACAGUGUAGAAAACUCCACAUUUGAGCAUUGAUAUGGGGAGAUUUACAUUACCCAUUUUGGGUUUUCUGCUCCUAUGCUGCCUAGUAGCGGCAUCAGAAGCAACAACGACCCCGAAAUACAAAGACCCAAAACAGAAAUUGGGUGUAAGAAUCAGAGACCUUAUGAAUAGAAUGACAUUGGAGGAGAAGAUUGGCCAGAUGGUUCAGGUAGAGCGCAGUGUGGCAACCCCAGAUGUGAUGCAGAAGUACUUCAUUGGGAGUGUAUUGAGUGGUGGAGGGAGUGUACCAGCUCCAAAAGCUUCUCCUGAGGCGUGGGUUGAUGCGGUGAAUACCAUUCAAAAGGCAUCUUUGUCUACUCGUCUUGGGAUUCCUAUGAUUUAUGGUAUUGAUGCUGUUCAUGGCCACAACAAUGUCUACAAUGCCACUAUUUUCCCCCAUAACGUUGGACUUGGAGUGACCAGAGAUCCUAUGCUUAUUAAGAAGAUUGGAGAGGCAACUGCCCUUGAAGUCAGGGCAACAGGAAUUCCUUAUGCCUUUGCUCCAUGUAUUGCGGUCUGCAGAGAUCCGAGAUGGGGAAGGUGCUAUGAAAGCUAUAGUGAGGACCAUAGCAUCGUUCAAGCAAUGACUGAGAUUAUUCCUGGUUUGCAAGGAGAUCUCCCUGCUCACUCUCGAAAGGGUGUUCCUUUUGUUGGUGGAAAAACAAAAGUUGCGGCCUGUGCUAAGCAUUAUGUGGGAGAUGGUGGAACAACAAAGGGCAUUAAUGAGAACAACACUGUGAUCAGUUCAAAUGGUUUGUUUAGCAUUCACAUGCCUGCAUACUAUAACUCCGUCAUUAAGGGUGUCGCAACUGUUAUGGUUUCGUACUCGAGCUGGAAUGGAAAAAAGAUGCAUGCCAAUCGUGAACUUGUCACUGGAUUUCUAAAGAACCAACUUAGAUUCAGGGGAUUUGUCAUAUCAGAUUGGCAGGGUAUUGACAGGAUUACUUCACCUCCCCAUGCUAACUAUUCAUAUUCAGUUGAAGCUUCAGUUAAUGCUGGAAUCGACAUGAUUAUGGUUCCUUAUAACUUUACCGAGUUUAUUGAUAUCCUAACCUAUCAAGUGAAAAACAAUAUCAUCCCCAUUAGUAGAAUUGAUGAUGCAGUGAAGAGGAUCUUGAGGGUUAAAUUCAUCAUGGGCCUCUUUGAGAAUCCGCUUGCUGAUUCUAGUCUAGCCAACCAGCUUGGCAGUAAGGAACAUAGAGAAUUGGCAAGGGAAGCUGUAAGAAAAUCUCUAGUACUACUAAAGAACGGAAAAUCGGCUUCUCAGCCAUUGCUUCCCCUUCCCAAGAAAGCAAAAAAGAUACUAGUUGCAGGAAGUCAUGCAGACAACUUGGGCAAUCAAUGUGGAGGCUGGACAAUUUCAUGGCAGGGCCUUAGUGGAAACGAUCUUACCAUUGGUACCACAAUCCUCAAUGCAGUGAAGAACACGGUUGAUCCUACCACUCAAGUUGUCUACAGUGAAAAACCUGAGGCAGACUUUGUCAAAUCAAACAAAUUUGACUAUGCCAUUGUUGUUGUGGGCGAGCCUCCGUAUGCAGAAACAUUUGGUGACAGCUUGAACCUGACAAUAGCUGAGCCUGGUCCAAGCACAAUGAAAAAUGUCUGUGGAGCUGUUAAAUGUGUUGUUGUUGUUGUUUCUGGCCGCCCUGUCGUGAUUGAGCCCUACGUUGCCACCAUCGAUGCGCUUGUUGCAGCAUGGCUACCAGGAACCGAAGGCCAAGGUGUUGCCGAUGUUCUGUUUGGUGAUUAUGGAUUCACUGGGAAGCUUGCUAGGACAUGGUUCAAAACUGUGGACCAGCUUCCAAUGAAUGUCGGUGACCGACACUAUGAUCCUCUGUUUCCCUUUGGUUUUGGUUUAACUACCAAGGCUAAAUACUAGAAAAUCAAAAUCCACAUGGGAUAAUCUCCCUCACAUGUCAUUCUACGAGCCUUGAAAGUAUAUAUCUUUGUCAUUGAUUCUUCUCCUAAAUUUGUCAAAACUUUGAGUAAAAUUAUAUUUAAGAAUGAUUAGCAUUAACAUU
This is a messenger RNA of Humulus lupulus (European hop), 2252 nucleotides long. RefSeq lists its product as uncharacterized. The coding region runs from base 227 to 2110 and encodes 627 amino acids. Gene Ontology annotation, biological process: glucan catabolic process. NCBI's taxonomy places the organism in Eukaryota, Viridiplantae, Streptophyta, Magnoliopsida, Rosales, Cannabaceae. The record is from RefSeq and is a predicted model, not a curated record. Gene Ontology annotation, molecular function: beta-glucosidase activity. The transcript is spliced from 10 exons.